GCGGAAAAAGUGACGUCGCGCGCGCUCCAGCCAAUAGCGAAUGAGGACCGAAGCACGCUGACAGAGUCAGAAGAUCGUCCCGUGCGCACGCUGAUUUGUUUAUGUUUAGCUAAACGCGGUGGGGAGCGAGUCUCAUGGAGGCUGUGCUGAGACACCUGACCAACAUCCUGGAGCUGCUGGCCGUGUCUCAGACGGACCGCGUCGGUGAGUGGGACCGUGACACCGCGCUCCGGGCGUUUCAGUGGGCUGAGUACUGCGAGCAGCUGCACUCCCGCUUCCAGUCCAACCCUACGGUGCGCUCCGCGCUCGAGGCCGGUCUGAGCGACACCAACAGGCGCCUGCGGGAAACUCUGCCGUCGUGCUCUCCGGUCACGUUCUCUGAACUGGCUCACUGUCAGCACACGCUGCUCGUUCAUUUACUCAGAAACCCCUGCGCACCCAACUCCGUCAUCCAGAUGCUUUUAGCACGGGAAUCCCAAUUUGACCAAAACAGCCUCAUUGCGUGCAAAGCAGCGUUUAACCUGUUGUGCCGCACGCUGGACAGGACGGGCCAUGCUGGGGUACAGGCUGAAGCAGCGGUCAGAGGCAGACUGCUGGGGAAGCUCUUGAACUCUGUGCUGAGUCGCUCUGGUAACGAGGAGUACGCGAGAACGCUGCUGGACUCCAUCCUUCAAGACAGCGCGGGAAAACCGGAGAGCCUCUGUGACGUCAUAGCGGCUGCGUUCCAUUCCCCCGAUGACGAGCCGAACUCCGUCACUCAGCGCUGUGUCCUCGCCUGGCUGCGCGAGCGCGAGGGGGGUCUGAGUGAAGCGUGCAGAUGUCUGUCCCCCGGGCUUUGCGCGGUCCUCUCCCGACAGUCCUGCGAGUUUAAGCAGGCGUACUGGGGGGUUUUGAAACACUGGGCGUCCUGCUUGGAGUAUGAAGUCUUGGAGAGUCAGUGGGUGCUGACUUCAGAUGAGCCGGUCAACUUUAAUGCACUGACUGGUCGAUUCAAAGAUUUAUUACAUUCAGGGCCAGCAUUAAAAGAGGAGACAGAAACUGAACUCAAAACACUCAAACGGGAAGCUGGAGACUUUAAUGUAAAAGGCGUUAGUAUAUGGACUGAUCUAAUCAUUCAGCUAAAGCUGUAAAUACAUCAGAUUGGAAGUUAAUUCAACGCUGUUGUUAUUAUUAUAUAUAUAUAUAUUUAUUAACAUUUGAUGUGAAUUUAACUAAUGAAAAUGUUAUAUUUGAGGAUAGAAGCGUGUGCAUUUUUUUUUCCACACGUUUUAUAAUUAUUAAAAGGUUUGUCACGUUUUUAUAUUUUACGUUUUUUAUUCUCUUCUCAUUAUUGAAAGAGUACUUACUUUUUGAUAGCCAUCAUUUCCAUGUUUUUUUUAUUUUGUCCAUUUCAUGUUUUGUAACCAUUUUAAGCUAUUAUUAUUAUUAUUAUUAUUAUUACAAUUGAAAUUUCUAAGCCUGAUUUUGUUCCUCAGCAUUGAAUAAAAUAAAAUACAGAAAAGGAGCAACAAAACUCGGUCUCAGUCUCCCAGCAGACAGGGGGCGACAGUACUCUACACCAUCAGACAUGUGCUUUAUCUGAGGGCCGGGUUCCUCCUGGUAUUUUAUUUACAGCUGAAUAAUUAAUAAAGCUCUUAAACAGUAUAUGUU
Onychostoma macrolepis is the source of this 1650-nucleotide messenger RNA. It is a transcript of the gene fancf, whose product is annotated as FA complementation group F. The record is from RefSeq and is a predicted model, not a curated record. Lineage: Eukaryota; Metazoa; Chordata; Actinopteri; Cypriniformes; Cyprinidae. Gene Ontology annotation, biological process: interstrand cross-link repair. The transcript has a single exon. Bases 135 to 1130 code for a protein of 331 amino acids. Gene Ontology annotation, cellular component: Fanconi anaemia nuclear complex.